GAGCGUUAAAAAACAACAACCAAAAGUGAAAGAAACUUAUCUUCUCUCAAGGUUUACCUGACGAACUCCUCCACAUGACGUGUUUCAUUAAGAGUGAGAUUUAUUAAUGUUUUGUACUUUGAUUGGUUUCAAAGAAGCCUUAUAUUGGACUUGAUACCUGUUUGGAGAUGGCAGAAGGACCUUCAAAGAUGUCAGCGAUCAGCUCCAGUCCAGAUGAUCCAGUGAUCCUGAUUCUUCUGACAGGCAGAAACGGUUCUGGGAAAAGCUCAUCUGGAAACACUAUACUGGGAGGAAGAAAGUUUAAAGUUCAUGUACAACACAAAAAGCAUGAAGCUAAAAAUGAGUUCGGUGAAGAUUGUGAGGGUAAAACACAAAUUGGUGGGAAGCAGGUGUAUGUGAUUGAUUGUCCAGAUCUACUGGAUCCAGAUCUGAAUGAAGAGCAGCUGGAGGAACUGAAAGAGCAACUGGUCUCUCGAUGUUCAGCAGGUCUCAGUGCAGUUCUGCUGGUUGUGCCUUUAGUGAGAAAAGUGGAAAAUGAGGAAGAAAUCUUGGAUCAUAUAAAGGGUUUAUUUGGUCCUGAAAUUCAGAAAUACAUCAUGAUUCUGUUCACACAUAGAGAUGAACUGAAUGAUCUAGAUGAGACCACUGAUGAACAUCUAAAAAGUAAUGAUCAUGCUGAUCUCCAGCAACUGGUGACUGAAUGUGGAGGAAAGAUUCACUGUUUCAAUAACAAGAGCAAAUCAGAUGAUCAGGUACAAGAACUGCUGCAGAAGAUUGAAAGAAUGAUGAUGGAGAGUGGAGGAAAAUUUAUAAUGAAACAAAUGAGGAGGAGAUCAAGCAAGGAUGCUCCAGAUAUCAUUUUUUCAGGAGAGUCUCCAGCCAAAUAUUCACAGUUGAUUGAUGUGAUUCCUAAGAGGAAAGACCAGAUCAGGCUGGUUCUGCUGGGAAAAACUGGAUCUGGGAAAAGUGCCACUGGAAACACCAUCAUCGGCAGAAACGUAUUUGAAUCUUCAGCCAGUUCAAUAUCUCUGACCAAACAGUGCAGCUCAAAAACUAAUGAGAGGAUGGGUAAAGAGAUUACAGUUAUCGACACACCAGGACUUUUUGAUAAUAAACUCAGUGAAGAGGAGGUUCAAACUGAACUAUUGAAAUGCAUAACAUACUCGUCUCCUGGACCACAUGCUUUUAUUAUUGUCAUUAGAGUGGGUCGAUUCACUGAGGAGGAGAAAAAUACAGUGGAACAUCUCAAAGAAGUGUUUGGUGAACAGAUAGAAAAAUACACCAUGAUCAUCUUUACCCACAAAGAUCAAUUAGAUAAAGAAAAGAAAACCAUUGAAGAUUAUCUACAGAAUGCUGAUCCAGAUCUUCAGUCCCUCGUUCACAGUUGUGGAAAACGCUUCUUCUGUCUGAACAACAACUCUGCCAGUUUCCCCCAGUUUAAAGAUCUGAUCAGUAAAAUAGAGAUGAUGAUGGCAGAAAACAGAGGAUACUUCAGAAAUGAAACAUUUGAGGGAACAGAGAAAUGCAUUCAGGAGAUUCAGAAAAUUAAAUUACAUGAGAAAAUGGAGCCUUUGGGUUUAGCUGCAGAGUCUCAAUGUGAAGAAACACAUUUAAUCAAAACUCAUGAGUACAUAACAGUUCUAGUCAGAUGGUUAAGGGUGACAGGGGAUGAAAUGAACACCAUAAAGGAAUUCGAGAGACAAGGAAUCAAUAAUAUAGAGGCAGUAAUACGUGCGCUCCGAGCCACAGGAAAACAGGACAUGUGUGGAGUUCAGUGAGAGACUCAGCAAUGAUCAAACAUACUGUACAAUACAAAGCACUUAAAGUAUUUAAUAUACAUACUUAAACUGGCUUGACAGAAACAAGAAAGCUUGUUUGACAGAAAUAUUAUGCUAUGCUCUUAGAAGAUGUCAGGAGAUAUAUAUAUAUAUAUAUAU
This is a messenger RNA of Cyprinus carpio (common carp), 1937 nucleotides long. Its product is annotated as GTPase IMAP family member 8-like. The transcript has 3 exons. The coding region runs from base 168 to 1778 and encodes 536 amino acids. Lineage: Eukaryota; Metazoa; Chordata; Actinopteri; Cypriniformes; Cyprinidae. Gene Ontology annotation, molecular function: GTP binding. The record is from RefSeq and is a predicted model, not a curated record.